Stylophora pistillata is the source of this 2075-nucleotide messenger RNA. RefSeq names its product alpha-(1,3)-fucosyltransferase fut-3. Gene Ontology annotation, cellular component: membrane. The record is from RefSeq and is a predicted model, not a curated record. Gene Ontology annotation, molecular function: fucosyltransferase activity. NCBI's taxonomy places the organism in Eukaryota, Metazoa, Cnidaria, Anthozoa, Scleractinia, Pocilloporidae.
UUUCCAUAAUGCAUAAAUCAAUACGCUAAUCAGCCUCAUUGUGUACCGUCAAGAAACUUGAAUUCAAGUUCAAGGGCGUUUCUGGCAAUCAAGGCAACCCACUGUUCGCAAUAAAGACAGUUUGGUAAAGAGUAUUCAAAGAACCAGGUGAAGAAUUAAGAUAUACGAUAAGGAAAUCCAGAAGCAAGCGCUUAUGGAAACACAGCUCAUCGAGGAGCAGGUGACAAUCACGAAACUGGUGUCUAAACAACAACGUUAACUUUCCCGGCGUUCCAAGUGAUUCUGAAAGAGCUUCUCGAUCCUAAGGUUGAUGAAUCCACUGAUGAAAGCUCUUCACAGAAAUUUACAUUUUGUGUCCCAGUUUCUUGGCAGAUCAAGACUUUCCUUCUGGGCCCGUUCCACUCUACUGGUGGGCGUAUUUCUUUCAUCAAUCUAUUUGAUCAGAAUAAUCCACGAUAAAAUAAGCUAUCCGCGAUUCGAGCCUUGGUUUUGCACCAACGCGACAGAAGUCACUUCCAAUCAAACGUGCUUCAGUAAUGACACUAAAAGCAUCUUGUUUUACACUCCUUGGUUCGGUUGGAAGCCAUGGCCCGGGGACGAGACAACGGAAGCGUAUCUUUCGGAAUGUACCACAAAAAAAUGCCAAAUAACUUUUGACAUCUAUGACAUAGGUAAAAGUGAUCUGGUUAUCUUUCAUGCUGGUGAUAUGCCUCGUUAUGUUAAAUCGGAAGAAAUUCGACAGAUUCACGAGAACCGUUGCCCUCGGCAAAGAAUGGCGUUUUUAAACCACGAAUCCAUUGUAAAUGACCCAGAUUUAGAGCGUCUUCUUUCCUUGCCCGAGGGAUUCUUUAACUGGACAAUAACUUUCAAAAGGGAGUCAGAUUUUCUCUACCCUUAUGGACAUUAUGUUCGUUUGCCAUCAGCUGAAAGGCCCGAGAAAAUUACAAACCAUGCAGCUGAGAAAAAUAAAUUUGUGCUAUGGGUUGUUUCAAAUUGUGGGAGAACUCGAGAUAAGUACGUAAAAAAACUUCUUAAAUACAUAAAAGUUGAUGUUUAUGGCCGUUGUUCCGGAAUCUUUGGCCAAGACAAUCGAUGCACGCAUUCAAAAAAUUGCGAUAAUAUUUUCAGCUCGUAUAAAUUUUAUCUGGCAUUUGAAAACAGCGUGUGUACCGAUUACAUCACCGAGAAAUUUUGGCGAACACUUGGUUGGAAUUCAGUGCCUAUAACACUGACAAGAGAUUUCUACACUCCAGAUGUAGUCCCUCCAAACUCGUUUAUAAGUGUGGAGGACUUUCCAACUGUUAAGGCUUUGGCAGAAUACUUGUUAUACCUGGACAAAAACGACACAGCCUAUAAUGAAUACUUCACAUGGAAAAAAGAAUUUGCUUACGCAGGGAUGUCGCAGAUGAGAGAUACAGCCUGUGACAUAUGUGAUGCUCUCCACAAUGAAUGCCUUAAACCCAAAUUUUAUAAAGAUAUAUUCAAGACUUUUUGGAAUAGUGAUGUUGAUUGCAAAGAGAAAGAGGGUAGACUUUUACAGCUUAUAGACAGAGAAGAAGAAUGAUCAAUGUACCGGUAUGUCGAAUGUACGUUUGAUUUUCAAAUGUUACUUCCAGUCAAGAGAAGAUAUUCGGGAACGAUUUUUCCAUCUUGUCUGAGUAUACUACUAUUGUAGGCUUCAAGUAAUUUAUUAAGUAUUGUCAGAAAAAAAAAACACUAAUAUCUACUGGUUGAGUUAGUGGUAGUAGGCAUCUUUCGUGUCGCUAUUUUUAACAAGUAUUGUGCAAUUAUCAUCAUGAGCUCUAAGGAGGGUAAUAUGACUAAUAAAAUUGUAGUAGAAAAGAAAGGUAAGGAUAUCCACGCUCUCGUGAGCAAGAUACAGGAUAAGAUCUUAUGAGUGGAAGAGUGAGAUACUCUCAAGUUAUGAGUUGAAGAAUUUUAGGUAAUUUGGCGUGGAGAAUAGAAAAUUUGGUCCAAAAAAUCCAACAAUGAUCAAAUAACUGCGCAUUAUAUAGUUUAGAUAGACCUAUUCUGGCCACGUUGUUCUUUUUGUUUGUCCCCUCGGAGAAACGCUC